AGUCGAGGGGUGAAAAGGGAUUAUGUAUCGUGGGUUAGUUCGUUCUUCGUACCUGCCAAUUCGUAUUUCGUGUUUCGUUGCGCGUGAGACUCGUGCGAUCCUCGAGCGAGGCACAUCGUAAUGGCCGCGACCUGACUCGGGUGAUGUGCAUGCGAGCUACCGUGUUCGCGUUACGUGAAGCAGACGAGCGGAAAAAGAGGUAGGGUAAGCAAAUACGAAAAACGAGAAGAUACGACGAAGUUUAAGAGUUACGCGAUUUCUGUGCGUAUCGUGAGUGCUUGUGGGUGGGCGAGGCGUGAGCUCACAAUAAGAGUCUCGAGGACGACGAACCAUGAGCGAAGAUCGAAGCGAAGAAGAUCCUUUAAUGGAUCUUUGGUAUAGCAAUUGGGAACAACAGUGCGUUGAAGCAUUGGAAACAGAACAAGAUUACGAAACGCAACUGCACAACGAAAAGGAACUUUAUUCCCAGCAGAUGUGGACGAGUUUUCAGACGACUGCGUCGGCCAUCGCCCAGCUGUAUAAAGAUCGUACGCAGGGUGUCUCUCUAUGGGUACCUUUCCAGACUGCUGCAGGUACCGUCACAUCGUUGUACAAAGAUUCUAUGGACAGCAUGCGUCGAUGCAGUGAAUUAGGUAUAGAAAUGGGCCGACAAAAGCGUAGUAAAGAAAUUAUGAAUUGGGCUAGAAAGAAAAGGCGUAUGAUUCGUAGAGAAGAUUUGUUAGCAUAUCUAGCUGGAAAACCACCUCCACCUCGACCACAUUCGCAUAGAAGUUCACCUAAACCAAGGAUGAUGGUUUGUAGUUCGCCUUCUACAGAAAGUUCAACACCAAAUAUGGUUGUUGCACCAACACCAAUACCUGGAAAUGAUCCUGAUCCUGAAUUACAUACAUUUAGAGAAGCAAUUGCAUUGUCUGGCUCACCAAUAUCUCGGCGUACUGGAAGACAAGCCGAAUUAUCGGCUUUUAUUAGUAGCGAAUUCGCUCGACAUCAUAAACGGCCUGCUUCGCAUGACGUGGAUAUGGGAUCUCCCACGCACAAACGUUCACGUUUCAUGUAACGGCGCGCGAUGUGUAAAGUAGCCUCACUCCCUUGUUCCCCAUUAAUUAAUCAAUUGAUAAAUUAAUUAUUAACGGUUCAACUCCCCUACAUAGUUCCCGGUUAAACAUAAUCACUUCAAGAAGAUGGCAAUGACUUGCAUUGUCAUAUAAAACACGUUCGUAUAUUUCGAGUAAUUUAUAUUAUCUGUCACGUUUCAUUAUUAUUAUUUAUUAAGCUUUAUAGUUCGGUUUUUAUAUCAAUAAUCAGGGUAAUUAAUUUUAUUUAAUAAAUAAUUAAUUUAAUUAAAUAAUAUAAUCAUUUAAAAUAAUUAUAAUCAUUUAAAUUACUGUAUAUUAUUUGGGGAAAUUUUAGUUUGUUAAAGUUUAAAGAUAUGAUGCAAAAAUUUAUUAUUAUAUAUACUAGAAAAAAUCUAUUUUGAAAUUAUUUAUUUAUUUAUAUAAGCUGUGAGAUAAUACAAACGUGUUAUAACAAUACCAUUCAAAGUGCCCAUGCAGAGUGAAUGUCAUUGUUUUAUAAGCAUAAAAUCUGUAUAUGUGAUUAUUAGUUUAUCGAUCUAUAAACCAAGAGUAUGAACCUUGCCAAAUGUAUUAUGAGAUGUUAAAAGCUGUAACUAACAUGCUUUACACAAUUGAUGUGUAUGUUAAAAAUUAGCAGCUAAUAUUUCGUGAUACUUUUUUCAGUCACUUCAUAGUGUACUGUAAUUUUUUUAAAUGGGAUGUUCUAAAAGUGAGAAAUGAAUUGGAGAUUUAAUGUUUUAUAAAUAUAUUACUAUCUACGAUUGUAAUUUUGCGAGAUAAAAGGGAACGGGGAGAGGAUGAUUAUAAAAUGUUUUUUCAUAAUCCAAAGGAUCGCUUCUUCUGAUUAUAAUAUUGUUAUAAUUAUUAAAUGAUCGUAGAUAAUUCAUAUUUGGACGCUUUUAUCAAUAAAAAAAAAUCAUUUCAUAUGGCUUUCGUUGGCAAUAAAAAAGAAAUAAUGAUAGAAGAAAUAAGGACAUAAGUGAAAGUACUAAAAAAAAAAAUGAGAUGUUGACAAAUUGAUUUUUGUAAUUCUGUAAUUUUUAUUUACUACUUAUGAACAAGGGAUCUACAUUUUCUGUUAUAUGAUAGAAUAAUCAUACUCUAUAUGUAGAAUAAUCAUAAAAUUGUCUUUUCGAUAAUAUAUUUAAUUGUUUUUACAAUUCUUUUGUUUGUAAUUUUGCAUCUACUUCAUAUAUUUAUGUGUGCGAUCCCUUGGAAAUAAUCUAAAAAUGCUGCUGCCAUGUUUUAUGCGUCAUGACAUCCACGCCAAAGGUUUAAUUAGAUUGAGAUCGAGCUUCAAAGCAAGGUUCAAAGAAGACUUUAAAAAAUGAUGUUCACGUUUCAUUCUUUCCAUAUAUGUCGCGGGUGCUCAUAAUUGUGUAACUAAUUGAUAAAAUUCUUAAAUAGACUUUGUGUAGUUAUAAAUCUUAAAUAUGUUAGGGUAAGCAAUGCUUAUAUCAAACAAAAUCGACGGAUAAAAUGAACGGAUCGGUAGGAAAAAUCUAUGCGAAGUUCCUUCCAAUCUCUUUAUAUCCGAUGUCAAUUGGAUAAUGUCAGUGAUGAAAAGAUGAUCAUAAUAUAAAAUUGAUUUUUAUCUUUUGGCGUAUAUGUUAUAAGCAAAGGGUUGAGCAAUGUGUUGGAAAUAUGUCUCAGGCAAAGUCUGUAUGAAGACAGUGCAAUGUAAAGGGAUCUACUUUUACACUAGUAUGGACUUAAUCAAUAAACGAGCUUUUCGUCUUAGAUGUAGCCGUUGUUGGGGAGACAUGGGCAGCUCUUUGCUGUAUAUGCAUAUACAUAUACGUUAUGUAUAUGUAUAUUUGUACAUAUACGUGCAUAUCUUAUAAGAAGCAUUAUAUUCAAAGACUCAUAUUGGAGUGAUUUAUCGCUUCAUUUUUAAGGUCAUUGUAAAUGUAUAUUAUUUCUAGCGUUGUGCCUCGUAAUUACUUCUAUUUGAAUUUUGAAGACUAUUAAUUAUAGGAAAUUCGAAAAUGUUUCAAUCGAACUGCCGGUAAAUUUAUUUAAGAAAAGAGUUCAAUUUUCCUAUACAUUUUCGAAUUUCUUUUUAUUUGUUCUUCAAAGUCAUUUAGAAGUGAAUUCGUUUUAGUUUGUUUCCUUUUUCUCGACAUUGUUUGAGCACCGUUCCGGAAACAAGCGAAAAAAUUGUUAUUCAGUUGUAAAUAUUAAAUAUAGCGUAAAUUCGUAAUGAUAACGAUAAACAAUAGCCUUAGGGGUAUUGCUAAUAUUAUCAUUAAUAUCGAUAACUAUGCGAUAGCUUUAAUAAUAUUUAUCAUAUGAUCGGCAAUUAUAAUAAAACUACAAGGACUGCACUUGACUCUACUUUCCUGACCAGUUUGGUAUGCAGGGUCAUGUUUCUGAAAGUUCUAAAAGUUCCAUUCAAACGAAAUGUAUAAUACAAUAUUAAGGAGUAUCUUUGUACGUUAAUAAUUUAAUUGCAUCAUUUGUUUUUAAAGUUUCAAAAUGAAAUUCUUUUUUACGGCAAUAUUCUAUUGAUUGAUUUCUUGAUGGAUCUUCGUACAAAGGUAACUCUAAAAAAACAUAUAGAAGAAAGUAACAUGCUGAAGAUGCCAUAUUUAGGAAUACUUUAUUGAUAAGAAAAUAAUAGUUAAUGAUGAACAUCGAGUCAUUUUGUACAGGCACCGUCAUCUUUAUUUUUGUUCUUUUAGUAAAGUAAUAUUUCCAAUUUAUACUCAAGAGCUGUUCUUGGUCGUGAUAAAAAAAUCUAUGUUUGUUUAUAUUGGAUUGAUAACGUGUUAUUUGUUUGAUUACUUGCAAGAUUUUGUCGAUAUAAUUGAUAUUGUCUUAUCUUGCAUAAAACUAACUGUAUUCGUGAGAUAUUUUGAGAUCAGCAAUUAAGUUCUCCCAUAUAUGUAUAUAUAUAGGGAGUUUUCCCUUUCUCAGAAAGAGUUAAUCUUGUUAGUAAUCUGUUGUAUUUUAUACUGAAAAUAUAUUUUUUAUUUAUACGGUCCAUGCAAUAUAUUGUGCACAGCUUGAAAAAGAAAUAAAUGAUUUUAUUAAAGUUUGGUAUUAUUUAUAACUUAAAGUUGUAAAAUAAUAUUUUUUGUAUGUAAAUUUUUUGAGAUUGUAAACAAAUAGGAAAAGAUAUGAAUAGUAUGUCUUUCAUAAUGAAAUUUAAGAUUUUGUGUUAUUAAUAAUCUUUUUGUCAAUCGAUGACUUCCGUCUUUCUUUAAUGAAAUAUGUAAUUCAUAUGUACUUGCUGCCAAAAGAAGUUUCCAAUGAUGUUGCCAUUAUGCAAAACCGACUGUUGUGUAUAGAAAUAGAAAUAGCUUAUAGGGCGCUAAAAUUAAUCGAUUAAUAGUAAAAAUAAAUUAAUCCGUUUUUAUAUUAAUAAAUUGAUAGUUGUCUAGAAUAAUCAGAUAAGUUAAACAAAUAUCAAUAUUUAUUAUUCAUUAAUCGAUUAAUCUUCAGCCUUGAUAGGUGAAAUCGCGAGGAAUCACUUCUGUAUCAUAUCUUUUUCACAGUAAUAGUAGUUCGUACGCUAAUCAUACAGGUGCAUAGGGACGCGUACGUGUCACAAACACAGGGCACCAAGAAAUUUUCUACGAGCCAUUUUUUUUAUUCUGAUGCACAUUAAUCGCAAUGAUGUACUUUUUUGUCAAAAAAAUGUAUCAUCAUAUUCUACUUGCACGAACACUAAAAAGCCGUGAUAUGAUACGAAAAUGUAUGCUCACGGCAAGGCGAGAAAUGGUGCUGUUAUUUUUUGCGAACAUAAGAAGCUUGUAUAUUUUUGCGUCUCUUGUUUGUAAGAUAAUUAUUUACAAAUAAAAUUACAAAGAAAAAAAUAUUGUUAUAUCGUCAGUAAUCACCUUUUGUAUACAAAUUAUUUAUAUAUUUUUCAUAAUAU
This is a messenger RNA of Apis laboriosa (Himalayan honeybee), 4959 nucleotides long. RefSeq names its product UPF0472 protein C16orf72 homolog. Lineage: Eukaryota; Metazoa; Arthropoda; Insecta; Hymenoptera; Apidae. The record is from RefSeq and is a predicted model, not a curated record. The coding region runs from base 332 to 1057 and encodes 241 amino acids. The transcript has 5 exons.